Caretta caretta (loggerhead turtle) is the source of this 667-nucleotide messenger RNA. It is a transcript of the gene DNLZ, whose product is annotated as DNL-type zinc finger. Gene Ontology annotation, cellular component: mitochondrion. Lineage: Eukaryota; Metazoa; Chordata; Testudines; Cheloniidae. Gene Ontology annotation, biological process: protein import into mitochondrial matrix; protein stabilization; protein folding. The record is from RefSeq and is a predicted model, not a curated record. Gene Ontology annotation, molecular function: zinc ion binding; protein-folding chaperone binding.
UCGGCGGCCGCCCCAUCCGGCAGCCGGAGCGGGCGGGAUGCUGCGGGCCGGGCGGAGGCUCGGGGCCCGGCUGGGGUCUGUGUGGCGGUGGGCCCCGCCGUCCCGUCCCAGGGCUCGGGCCGCCCCAGGGCCGCGCCCCUGCUGCCCGGAGCCCGCCUGGCCUCGCGGGCUCUGCAGCGCCCCCGGGCCGGGCGGCGCCGUGGGGCGGGUGGAGGCCGCGCACUACCGGCUGGUGUACACCUGCCAGGUCUGCAAAACACGGUCAGCAAAAACGAUUUCCAAACUAGCGUAUCAUAAUGGCGUGGUGAUAGUAAAGUGUCCUGGUUGCAAGAAUCAUCACGUCAUAGCAGAUAACCUGGGAUGGUUUUCAGAUUUGGAGGGGAAAAGGAACAUUGAGGAAAUCCUAGCAGCCAAAGGGGAGAAAGUGAGACGUGUGGUUGGCGAGGAUGCCUUGGAACUGCUCCCGGAGAGGACUGCAGAGACAGAGUCUCAAAACCACCACACAGAGGGAGAAGGUGGGGGAAGGUCCUCGGAGUCUGGAGGCAAGGGAACAACCUGAUCAACAGAGUUCCCUCUGCUCUGCACUUGGCAGAGAAAGACUUUGCCAUUUCUCUCCCCCUUUCAACUUUGUGUUUUUUUAUUUUUAAAUAAAUUCAAGAUCAGGGAA